Messenger RNA from Carassius gibelio (silver crucian carp), 4151 nucleotides. It is a transcript of the gene phf12b, whose product is annotated as PHD finger protein 12b. Gene Ontology annotation, biological process: negative regulation of transcription by RNA polymerase II. Gene Ontology annotation, molecular function: protein binding; transcription corepressor activity. Gene Ontology annotation, cellular component: Sin3-type complex; nucleus. NCBI's taxonomy places the organism in Eukaryota, Metazoa, Chordata, Actinopteri, Cypriniformes, Cyprinidae. The coding region runs from base 658 to 3528 and encodes 956 amino acids. The transcript is spliced from 14 exons. The record is from RefSeq and is a predicted model, not a curated record.
CCGUUCACCACUGCGUCUCAGUACGCAUGCGCAGAAUUCAUUCCAAGCCCGCUGGAGUCGAGUCAGAGGAGGGUAACGCCAGCCAGUUAGCAUAGCUACUAGCUAUGGCUUUUCAUAACAACACCUUUGCUCUUCACUGCUGUCAUCUGAGCGCCAUCCACGAGUUUUUCUGCACAUGAGGACCUAACCGCCGACAAUCAAUCCAGCAGACGUAAUUUGCGACAACGAGUGCUUUUUUUGUCAGUAUGCGAUGGGGACAGACAGCUGUGGAUUUCUACACGCAUCUUUGCAGGCGGCUGCUGCUGAAGCAGAGGAUGCUGCUAGGCUAGCGAGCUAGGCCUUUACAUCCCUCAGGAACCCUUCAAUACCGCACCAGACAGCAACUCGCAUUCAAAAUAGGAACUAUAUUUGCACUUAAACGAGAGUUUGAGCGAUUCUUCAGAUCUCGGACAUCUGGCGAGAUCUGUGCUUUUGUUUGUUGAUAGCUGCUAGCUGGCCGAACCUCGAGCAGCCAAUCCGCUAACGUUAUCUUGUUCGGUUAUCGGCCCGUUUAAUAUUUCCAGACCGGCUUAAAGACAGCAGGUAAACCCGCCUGGGUUUGGUGAACGCGAGAGCUGCUGUCGUGUUGUGUGUUCAUGCUAUAUUUUAGCAGUGUGAAUGUGGGACAAAAUGGAGACCCCGAAGAUUCUGUACGAUUUGGACACGUCUGGGGGCCUAAUGGAGCAAAUUCAACAGCUGCUCGCACCUCCACGCUCCGAGGAUGGAGAGAAGAGACGCAAACCAGAGAGGGAGACCAGAAGAGGGGGCCGAGCCACGAACCAUGACACCUGCGAUAGCUGCCGGGAGGGAGGAGACCUGCUCUGCUGUGAUCACUGUCCCGCUGCUUUUCACCUGCAGUGCUGUAAUCCACCUUUGAGCAGAGAGAUGCUGCCCCCUGGUGACUGGAUGUGUCAUCGCUGCAGUGUGCGCAAAAAGAAGCGUGAGCAGAAGGCAGAGCAGGUGAAUGGGGCAUUGGAGCGGCAGCUGUCCAAGCGGUCCUCCUCCCCUGCAGCGGAGCUGGAGCUGCGUCUGGACGGGCUGCCCUCUGCCGCAUCAGGAGGCCUGAGACUCGCCGUCGCACAGGUCCGUCUUCUCGAGCGGCGCACGAGCAGCCGUCCAGGUACGCCCACUUCAAACGCGUCCACCGACACGCCUACACCGUCAGAACAUAAUGACGUGGAUGAGGACCUGAUGGACGUCGAAGAGGAAGUGCAGGGCUCUGAGUCUGAGAGCGCCACACCUCACCUGAAGAAACCUUUUCAGCUGCUGAUCGCUGCAGCCAUGGAGAGAAACCCCACGCAGUUUCAGCUGCCCAGUGAGCUUACGUGCACCACUUCACUGCCAGGCAGCAGUAAGCGCAGAAGGAAAGAGGAGGCAAUAGGCAAGAAUGUAAAGAGGCCACAACAUGAGCUGGAUCCCAGCGGGCUGGUCCCUCUGCCAGUGAAAGUGUGUUUUACCUGUGGCAAGAGCUGCAGGGUGGCUCCUCUGAUCCAGUGUGAUUAUUGUGCGCUCCUGUUCCACAUGGACUGCCUGGACCCCCCUCUCACUGCCAUGCCCACAGGGAGAUGGAUGUGUCCCAACCAUGCAGAGCACAUGGUGCUAAACCAAAAUAACGUGACCCUCAGCACACGUUGCCAGCUGUUCGAUCAGUUCCAGGACCGAUUGUCCCAACAUGCAGUCAAAGUGGACUUCCUGCGCUGGGUUCACCGCCAACAUCACCCCAACCGCAGAGGUGUUCGCCACAUCAAGAAAAAGACAUUGAAGGUCCCCAAUGCCAUCAAAAGUCACUACCAGAAUCCCCCUUUGCUGGUGGAUCAAGUGGGUCUUCGCAAUGGACUGCUAGUCACAAACGGUUUUGCGGAACAAGAAUGUUCUUCUCAACAUUUACCCAGUGAAGGGGAGCAAGAGGAGUGGCUUCAUCAUGUCAUUGCACUUCAGUGCAGUAUUAUGAAACAUUUAUCUGCUAAGCAGAUGUCAUCCUCCCUCCGGGACUCGGAGCAGACUGACAUGUCAGACGUGAAGAUGCAGGAGUCUACAGAGAUGCAGGACCUCAGCUCUCAGAAUUCUGAUUGCUUCCAGCCUAGAGGUACACAAGUUGGCCCCCAGGGGGCCCCUGUGCUGCCCUGUGCUGCAGCUGAACAGUCUGAAAGCAGCAGAGAAAGAUCUUGUCAGGGUGAUGCUGACAGUCCAGCUGAGAAGGGCAUGGGAGUGAAUGGGCCAGUAGUAUGUGUCAGGCCCAACAGCCCCUCUAGACUACAAACUCCAGCACUCUCAGAGCCAGCCCUGCUCAAUCAUGUAGAUGUAAAGAUUGAGAGCAGCAGUCCCCUCAGCUCCUGUAUGCAGAGAGAUACUCCUUCAUCUAUCAGCCUUGCUUUGGACUCGCCUGCCCAUCAUCACAGCUCGGCUGUAGGGAACUCUUCAGUUCUGAACAGCAGCUUGUCAUCUCAAACUAAAGAGAACAAAGUAAGCGCAGAAGUAAUGCCUGCUGGGAAAGGCUCGGUGCUCCCGUCCUCUAUAGGCAGUUUAUACAGCUACAUUAAGAAUGUGGUUCAAGGCGAUGCAGAAGUGGACAUGAAUGAGCUGGAUGAGGAGUUUAUCAGACUCCUGGCUUGGCAGAGGAUCCAACAGCUUCUGUCUCCCAAAUCACUUCAACCCUCAAACAAAUGUGGGAUUCCUCCAGCCGUCACUGCCUCUCUCUCAAAACCUUCCCCCCUCGCAGACGGUAACAAAACUCACCCAUCACAUCACAUUGAGGCUGUGCUGUUGCCCCUCCAGUCACAAUAUAGCAAGCCUUUGCUUUUUGCAGCACAAAAAAGGGACGUACAAGCUCGAGCAGUACUGUGUCCUUUAACAGGAAAAGGGGCAGCUAUCAACAUGUGCUAUAGGACUCUGUACAUAGGAACAGGUGCUGAAAUGGAUGUGUGCCUUACAAACUACGGUCAUUGCAAUUACGUUUCUGGGAAACAUGCCUGCAUCUUUUAUGAUGAAAACACGAAGCAUUAUGAGCUUCUGAACUACAGUGAGCAUGGGACGACUGUAGAUAACGUGCUUUACUCAUGUGACUUCUCCGACAAACCAAACAUCACUUCACCCAGCGGGCUUGCAUCCAAAGUACAAAACAGCAUCAGAGGUAACAAGUCAAGGAUACCGCUUGUUGAGAUGUGUGCGGAGACGGUGCUGAUGCCCGCAGGUGGUGUGAUGAGCAGCCAGGCACAAGGAGGACCCAAAUCACCCUGCAACUGUAAAGCCAGCAGCUCCAGCCUUAUUGGGGGCAGCGGAGCCGGCUGGGAGGGCACUGCAUUGCUCCACCACAGCAGCUGCAUCAAAGUGGGCUGCAUGCAGUUCCUGUUCAGCAUCACAGAGUUUGCUAACCAACCCAAAAAAGAGCAGAUGUCCACCAGCAUUAGCCAAGAAGAGACUGAAGCGGUUGACAUACAGACUCCCAAACUCCACCAAAUGCCAGUGCUACAGUCCAAGUCUGUAUCAUAACCCCUCCUCUCCUUUGAAAGUACAGUGAAUGCAGUUUGGAAUUGAGGAACUUUGAUAAAAUGGUUAAUUCAUUCAUUUGUAUGGAGGUAUUUUGGGGGCUCGGUUUUAUGGACCGUGUUUGCACAUUACAUUUCUAUCAUGUUUUUUUAUGCAAAACCUUUUGACUGAGAAGCAGCCGUUCGAUUUUUCCCUAAACCUCACUUGUCGACACCACACCCUGUAUACUUUGUCAGUGCAAGGAUUUUUAUGUACUCCUUUGAACAGUAUAUUUACUCCAAAAUAUUUUAUUUUGUUAUAAAAAUGGAUUGUUCUUUUUCUGCAGUUUUUUGCACAAUAGGUAACUACAUGCAGAAAUGCGUACAUGUGCAAAUACCUUUGUAGGAUUUAUUAGCAGAAUCAUUGAGCGUUCUGGUUUCUUCUGGAACUGUCCAUUUCUUUGUAGUGUUAGAGCCUCUACAGCCUUAGUUGUGAAGUUCAUUUGUGUAUAAAGCUAGUUGUUCAACUAAAAUUGUCCCUUUUGGUCAUGUACAUGUGACUGAAGUGUCAUUUUGUCAGAAGAAGAAAAAAAAAGUCUGACAUGUAUGUCAUUUACAUUGUAAAUAUAUAAAGAUUUUUAAAUAACA